AUGUAUUUUGAUGAAGCUCCUUGCAUGUGCCCAACAGAUGAAUGUCCGGCUGUCGAGCUUCACGAAAAUCUCAUCAAAGAGAAUUGCACCCCAGGCGCUGAAGAGGUAUUGGCUAAAAAUGAUUUUUUGAUCACCGGGGCAGCAUUUUCCUAUUUUACACUGCAGACCUUUGCUCAUCAGGCGGUUCCUAAAGAAAACACACUUUUCUACUCGACAAAAAGAAUGGUACUUGGUCGUGUGGUUAAAUGUGAUCAUGUUGAGACAACAGUUACUACAAUAUCAACUGUCACUACUACGACAGAUGGUAAUAGUACAGAAGUGAAUGAAACAACAUCUAUUGCUUCUACAUCUACUACCUAA
Molecule: messenger RNA, 360 nt
Organism: Strongylus vulgaris
Lineage: Eukaryota; Metazoa; Nematoda; Chromadorea; Rhabditida; Strongylidae
Source: the annotation of a GenBank genome assembly